UUUUUUUUUUUGAUCAGUGCCAUUUUGCAGUGGUGAGAUGGUAUCUCUUGUAGUUUUGAUUUACAUCUCUUUAAUGGCUAAUGAUCAUGAGCCUCUUUUCUUGUAUUUGUUGGCCACCUGAAUGUCCUCUUUGGUGAAGUGUCUGUUUAUGUCCUUUGCCCAUUUUUUUAUUGGAUUACUUGUCUUUUUGUUGUUGAGUUGUUGAAGUUUUCCAUAUAUUUCAGAGAUUAGACCCUUAUCAGGUAUGUUCUUGCCAAAAAUAUUUUCCCAAUCUGUAGGUUCUCUUUUCACUCUCUUGGUAAAGUCUUUUGAUGAGCAUAAGUAUUUAAUUUUUAGGAGGUCCCAGUUAUCUAAUUAUCUUCUGUUAUUUGUAUAUUUUUAGUUUUGUUUGAUAAACUAUUUAUGUUGAAAAGUAGGUUUCCUAGUUUUGACCCUAUGUUAUCUUCCAGGAACUUUAUAGUUUUAGCUUUAACAUUUAGGUCUUUGAUCAGUUUAGAGUUAGUUUUUGUGCUGGUAUGAAAUAUGGAUCCUAAUUCAGUUUUCUGUAUAUGCAUAUCCAGUUUUGCCAGCACCAUUUGUUAAAGAGACUUUCUUCUCCAUUGAAUGGACUUUGACCCUUUGUCAAAGAUCAGCUGCCCAUAAAUGGAUAGAUUUACUUUUCUGUUCUCAAAUCUGUUCCGUUGGCCUAUGUGUCUGUCAUUGAACCAGUACCAGGCUAUUUUGAUUACCAUGACUACUGUAUAGUAAGUUUUGAGAUCAGGAAGUGUGAGGCCUUCUACUUUGUUCUUCAAUACUGCUCUAGCUAUUUGGGGUGUCCUUUCUUUCCAUAUAAAGAUGGAGUUUUAAUAUUCAUUAAAGAAUAUUGUUGAGAUUUGGGUCAGGAUUACAUUAUAUCUGUAGAUCACUUUUGGUAGUAUUGACAUUUUCACAAUUUUAAGUCUUCCAAUCCAUGAGCAUGGAAUGUUUUUCCAUUUCUGUAGAUCUCUUAGUUUCAUGUAGUAGUGUUUUAUAGAUUCCUUUGUAUAAGUCUUUUACAUCGCUGGUUAGGUUUAUUCCUAGGUAUUUUAACCUUUUGGGGGGCUAUUAUAAAUGCUUUGAUUUCUUGAUUUCCUUUUCAGAGUCCUCCUUGUUAGUGUAGAUAAUCCCGACUGAUUUUUGUGUGUUGAUCUUGUACCCUGCCACUUUGCUGAAUCUGUCUAUUAGUUCCAGUAAUUUUCUUGUGGAGUCUUUGGGAUUUUCAAUGUAUAGGAAUAAUGUCAUCUGCAAAUAAGGAUAGUUUUACUUUUUCUGAAGGCCACAAUUCUUGAUAAUAGUAGAAUCAGGGUUCCAGACCAAGUCCAAGUGAUUUCAAAACUACUCUGUUAAUUAGCCAUUAUGCUACCCAGGCAUGUGGAGUCUCCUCCCUGGAUAUUUACAGGCCAUUGCCUAGGAUGGGUUAUUAGGUGUUUCUUUUAAUCCUGUGGAGUGGUCACUGGCAUUUAUAGAGUAGUGUUUAAUGUGGGAAGUGGAAGACUUCUCUUCAGGACUUACAUAUUGGGGCAGCAAGAGUUUAAAAAUUCCACUUUACUAAGGGUAUUUGUUCAGCUUUAGGACAUGAGUCAAAGUAGGACCACCAUGUAAAUUUAAGACAGAUCAUUUAUCAGGUGCUUUUUCUUAUUCCAGUAGGGGUGGGGCUUCAGUGGUAGAAUUCUCACCUUCCAUGUGGGAGAGCCGGGUUUGAUUUCUGGCCUGUACACCUCACGCACAGGCACCACCGUCCGUCAGUGGAGGCUUGCGUGUUGCUUGUGAUGCUGAACAGGUUUCAGUGGAGCUUUCCAACUAAGACUAGGAAGAAAGGCCUGGCAAUCUACUUCCAAAGAUCAGCCAAUGAAAACCCUGUGGGUCACAACGGCCCUCGGUCAUGGGGAUGGUGCAGGACCAUUGUGCAUGGGGUUGCUAUGAGUCACAUGCUGGCUCUACAGCAGUUAAUAACAAGAACAGCUCUGUUAGAGAGAGUGGUGGUGGAUCCUGAUGUGAUUUGGAAUACAAAGGUAAGGAAGACACAGCUUUGGCCAUUAGGGCAUUCUGGUGGGAAAGCCCGGUACGUGCCGCUUACUGUGAGAGUUACUACCUUUUCAAAGAAAAGGCAAUUUUAGGAGAAUGAAGGUCUGUUGCGGAUCUGGAAAUACUUGGCUGAGGCUUUUUUUUUUGGUCAUUGUUGUAAAUAUAUCUAUCAGACAACUUUUGCCAAUUCAACUUUUUACAGGUGUACAACUUUUUGACAGCAAUUACAGUAAGAGGCUGUACAAGCCUACCCUUAAUCACUGCGAUUUUUCCAUCACCAUUAACCCCUCUUUCCCCACUCUCUCCCACCAUCCCUGGUAACCGCUAAUAAAGUUUGGUCUCUAUACAUUUGCCUUUUCUUGUCUUUUUAUGUAAGUGAGGUCAUAUAAUAUUUGUCCUUUCAUGAUUGACUUAUUUCACUCAGCAUAAUGUCUUCAAGCUCCAUUCAUAUUAUAGCAUGUACCAAGACUUCAUUUCUCCUACUGGCUGAGUAGUAUUCCAUUGUGUGUAUGUACCAUACUUUGUUUAUUCAUUCAUCUGUUGAUAGGCUUUUAGGUUGUUUCCACCCUUUGGUUAUUGUAAAUAGUGCUGCCAUGAACAUUGGUGUACAAGUCUUUUUUUGAGUCUCUGCUUUCAAGUCUUUUGGGUAUAUACUUAGGAGUGGAAUUGCGGGAUCAACUGGUAGUUCUAUUUUUAGUUUUUUGAGGAACUGCCACACUGUUUUCCACAAAGGCUGUACCAUUUUGUAUUCCCACCAGCAAUGGGUAAGGGUUCCAAUUUUCCCGCAUCCUCAGCAACAUUUGUUAUUUUCUGUUUGUUUGUUUUUUAUCUUAACCAUCCUAGGGGGAAUGGAAAAGUGAUAUCUCAUUGUGGUUUUGAUUUGUAUCUCUCUGAUGGCUAAUGACACGGAGCAUCCUUUCAUGUAUUUGGUGGCCAUUUGAAUGUCCUUUUUGGUGAAAUGCCUAGUCAAGUUCUUUGCCCAUUUUAUGAUUGUGUUGUCUUUUUGUUGUUAAGCUGCCAAAGUUUUAUAUAUAUUUUGGUUAUUAGAUUCUUGUCUGAUAUAUGGUUUCCAAAGAUAUUCUCCCAGUCGGUAGCUUGUUUUUCCACUUUUUUAGUAAAGUCUUUUGAUGAACAAAAGUUUUUAAUCGGUUGGAGCAUUUUUUUGUCUGUGUAUAAGUAAGUCUAACAGUCUAAGCCUUCCCUUCCCUUCAGAUGGUUGCCUUUUGGUUUGGAUUCUGUCAGUUGCUGUCUGUUGGUUCCUUAAGGGUGAACAUCAGGGAAGUAAUUUUCUUUGGAAAAUUUUGAAACUGCCUCGCAAACAGAUGUCCAGCUGAGCUCCCACCAGGAGCCUUGGAAAAGCAAUCCUAUUUAUUAGUAAUAGUGUAUUGAUUUUGUGUGGUAAAUGGACCCAGAGGUCUGUGACAAUGAGUCCAUUUGAAAUUAUAAUUUAAAAUAUCAAACCAAAUAGCUGGGCCGAAGUACUACCCCAGAAUGUAAAUGAUUAGAUGCUUAGUGAAUUUCUCAUGUGCAUGUAAUUAAGUUGGCAAUUAGGAAUGAAGGUUAUUUUCAUAUUCUAAACCUUUUGUUCAACAAUCACUGGUCUAAGGUCAGAGAAAUAGCUAUUAAACCUUAGAGGCCUUUAUAAAAAUAUAUAGUUUUGUUUUGUUCAUUUAUUUGCUUGACCAGUCCAUAUUACCUGAACUUGUAUUAUAAAAUAAACCAAAAAACCAAACCUACUGCCGUCGAGUCGAUUCCACCUCAUAGCAACCCUAUAGGACAGAGUAGAGCUGCCCCAUAGAGUUUCCAAGGAGCGCCUGGUGGAUUCGAACUGCCAACCUCUUGGUUAGCAGGUGUAGCACUUAACCACUACACCACCAGGGUUUCCGUAUUAUAAAAUAGAAGGCGCUUAAUCAAAGAAUUGACUGCAUGACUAUACUUUUAAUUUUGUGAAAGCCUACAGAUUUCAUCUUAAAUUGAAAGGUAAAUGUAUGAUUAUUAUUUAUUUAGCACAUACUACCCAAACCUCAAGAAGCCCUGGUGGUGCAGUGGUUAAGCGCUCAAAUGCUAAUCAAAAGGUCAGCGGUUUGAACCCACUGGUGGCUCUGUGGGAGAAAAGACUUGGCGAUUUGCUCUUGUAAAGAUUACAGCCUAGGAAACCCUACGAGACAGUUCUACUCUGUCCUCUAGGGUCACUAUGAUUUGGAAUUGACCCAACACCACACAACAACCCCAACCUUAUUUUUUAUGUCUGUGGUUAUGGAGGGAAACCCUGGUGGCAUAGUGGUUAAGUGCUACAGCUGCUAACCAAGAGGUCAGCAGUUCAAAUCCACCAGGUACUCCUUGGAAACUCUAUGGUGCAGUUCUGCUCUGCCCUGUAGGGUCGCUAUGAGUUGGAAUUGACUCGACGGCAGUGGGUUUGGGUUUUUUCUGGUUAUAGUUAUGGAGGAAAUGGGUCUGCUCAGGUAUUCCCAGGCUCCCUGUUCACUGUGUCCAUCUGAUCACGAUCUAGUGCUGCUUUGGGAUUAUGGCAGCAGAUGGGCCUGUAGAGGCUGUACUGCUGGUAACGUGUCUAACCCAGAAGUCUUGGCUUUGACUGGGCUGGCCUGGGCUCUCCCUCAUGCCCAGUGCUUAAGCUUUUAUGGGCCAAUUCUACUAGCAGUCUUUCUCUACAUUUCCUUUAAAUCAUACUUUAACUUCUUCCUUCCCAUCCCCCGCAACACAACUGCCCUGACAUCCUGGCUUUUUCCAUUCCUGACAAACGAUCUGUCCACUGUAACUGUAGCUCUGCUGUGCUGAUAUCUGUUGAAAUGAGACCUAGAAUCUAAAUGUGGCGUCAUGAAACUACGAGUGAAACAUUUUUCUCUUCAGAUAGUCCGUGGUACCUUGGCGUCAAACAACCACUUCUCUGUACCUUCUUCACUGUGAUGUUGGGUGAAGAAAAUGUGGUAAAAUUUCUAUGAAAGUGAUUUAGAGUUAAAAGUUCUAUAUAAGGGCACGGUGUUAGCUGUUUUUUGAGCCUAUACUAGGGAGAUGUUAAUGAACACCACCUGUCUUCCCCAAGCGUAAUAAGCUGACUUCAACCUAAUUGCAUUUCUUAUCAUGUAAUAGGAAUCACGAACCCUCACUAUGCUCGCUCCUACAGCUACUUCCUACCCUAAUGAGGCUUUGUAACCCAAAGAUUAAAUGUUUCGUUUAUGCUUCAUUGACUAAGUUACCUAAACAUUUUGUACUGGGUCCUUUUUCUCUUAGAAGUUCAAAGUAAUAAUUUGGUACUAAAACUACUACUGUAAAAUAGGUACAUGACAAAUGUGGUUCCCUUUGUGCUUGGAGGCUGGUCAGACCGCACAGUGAGGACUUGUAUGUCAGGCACAGAGAGAGCAGGAGGCUGCUGAGGAAAGAGGCCUUGGCCAGCCCACGAGCAGCGGCAUGAUUUGGCAUGUAGCGCUCUUGACUGGAGAUCCAGGAGCCGGGGAAUCUAAUGGGUGUCACAGCCUCGAUGGGUGGGAUCAAUUGGCUCACCUCUGGGUUCCAGUUUCUCAUCUGUCAAAUGUGAGUGAUCUCUGAUGGCCUCCUUCAGCUCGAACAUCCUGUGACUCUGUCCACUAAGCCACAAGGAUUCACAGUGGCCCUCGAGUUCGUGAGGGCUUGAGGAAGCUGUUGCUGCCCAAACCAAAAACCAGUGUCGUUGCUGUCAAGUCCAUUCUGACUUUUGAUGACCCUGUGUGUUACAGAGUAGAGCUUUCCAUAGGAGACUCCACUGCAGUCUUCUGUGAAAGCAGAUCGCCAGGCUUUUCUUCCAUGGUGCCACUGGGUAGAUUGGAAGUGUCAACCAUUAGGUUAGAAGUCCAGGGCAAACUGCUUGCGCCACCGAGAGGCCUGUUGUUGCUCAGGGUGGCGCUAAUUCUGCCAUUAUGCAUUUGGAGCAUCAUCUGAGGUAACUUUACCAUUGUGCAGGGAGGGGAUGCCACAGUGGAAGUGUUCUUUUUGAAGUUGGCAUAGUGGUUAAGUACUACAGCUGCUAACCAAAAGGUCGGCAGUUCAAACCCACCAGGUGCUCCUUGGAAACUGUGGGGUAGUUCUACUCCGUCCUGUAGGGUUGCUAUGAGUCAGAAUCGACUCUACGGCAACAGGUUAUGGGUUGAUGGAGCCCUGGUGGUGCAGUGGCUAAGAGCUUGGCUGCUAACCAAAAGGUCAGCAGUUCGAACCUACCAGCCAUUCCUUGGAAAACCCUAUGGGGCAGUUCUGCUCUGUCCCAUAGGGUCGCUAUAAGUUAGAAUCAACUCGACAGCAAUGGGUUUGGGUUUUUUUUUUUAAGGUUUGGUAUGAUUAUUAUUUACGUGCCCAUUCCUGAUAGUGCUCUUUCAAGAGAGUUGGCACCAGUUCGUUUUUAAUUUUAAGUAGAUCUCAGAGUUAGGGUGUAGUCCUUCUGGUCCUUGAGAUGGGCCCUGCUCAAGUGCAGCAGGCCCGUGGGACUGUUAGUCCAGGGCUCUGGUUGAAGGCCCAUCUUGAUAGUCAUUCAGAAAUUACUGAGUGUUACUUGUUGGCUGAGCACUAGGAAUUUGGUCCCUGUCCUCCUGUAACUCACUGAACUGCCUUUAAGUUCUUGGCAACGAUUCUGUGAAGUACUGAAAAAUGUUAUUUCCAUGGUACCAGUGAGGAAGCUGAAGAAGGUCAGAUUUUGUGAUCCUCCCACCCCAAAAUGAGAUAAGUGGGAAAGGGCUUGGACUCUGCAGCUGACUUGGAUUUAAUUUCCAUCCCCUUUGCCUUUCAUGGAGCUUGGGCUUGUUAUUUCACUGUUCUAGACCUGAGUUUCAUCAUUGGUAGCUUGGGGCAAUUAGCGACCUACCUCUCAGGGUUGUUGGGGCACUGGAUGAGAGCAUAGAAGGUGCUCAUAAAGGUUAGUCCCUGCCAUGUCUAGUGAGCCAGCGGGACAGGUGGGACUGAAAACAGGCCUCAAGUCUAUAAUGCUGCCUUCCACUGUAGCAUACAACUUCCCGAUAUGAAGAUAGUUAGAAGCAUCUUUAGAUAACCAGUUGCCAUCAGUCUGAUGCUAACUCAUGGUGACCUCAUGUGUGUCAGAGUAGAACUGCACCCUGUAGGGUUUUUGAUGGCUGACUUGUCAGAAGUAAAAUGCCUCUGGGUGGACUCGAACCUCUGACUCUUUGGUUAGCAGCUGAGUGCAUUAACUGUUGGUGCCAGCCAGGGACUCCGCUACUAUAAAUACAUGGAGAACAAUUCUGUUCAAUGUGAAUUUGAUGCAAAUUUUGUUAUUGUUUUUUCUUUUUUCUCUAUUUUUUUCUAAAUUGCCUUGAAAUGGUACUUUUUAAAAAUUCUUGGGAACACAAGACUUUGUAAUUGCUAGGGAAGAACCAAGACACUAAAGGUCCCCUAGACCAGUGGUUCUCAACAGGGGGCAAUUCUAUUCACCAGGGGACAUACGGCCAUGUCUAGAGACGGUUUUGGUUGUCACCUCUGGGGAAGGGGGUACCACUGGCAUCUAGUGGGUAGAGACCAGGGAUGCUGCUAAACAUCAUACAAUGCACAGGACAGACUUCCCUCCACCCCCACAACAAAGAAGUAAUGGACUAAACAUGGCAGGAUUGAGAAGCCUCCUCUUGGGCAAUCCCGUUCCUACUGCAGGCAGUUUUUCUCCCCUUAUGGCAAAGUCAGAUAGUCUUCUCAAACAGGUAUGCGCAUUUUCUAAGGCCUUAUUGUAUUCCAUAUGAAUAGUCUUCAAAGUCCUGGAAAACUAGGACCAUUUCUCAUACUAUAUUGGGAGAAAGAGGCUGGAAAGGAAACUAUUUCAUUCUUCCAUAUAGUUUGAGAAAUUAAAUCCAAUAGGAAACUUUUUUCAACCAUUUUUUUUUUUUAAGUACCACAUAAGUCACAGUGAUGUUUUAUGUAAAUGCUAAGGGUGGCAUGCUAUACAAAUAAAACAUUUUUACUGCAUUCUGAUUUUUUUUAAUACACACUGCGUGACUUUUUUUCUUACAUACAUGUUGAUUUCUAGGGGGAUUUUGAUAUUUGCUCUUAAGCUAAUUUUUUUCUUUCAAAUUGAGUUGUUAGAAUGAACUAUCAGUUCUAAAACAAGUCCUCUCUGUUUGAAUAGCAGCUUGUCCUAACUAGUCAUGCUUUGAGCAUUCUGCUAUGGUUUAUUGAAGCUAAAACAGCAAGUUUGUAUGUUGAUACCGAUUUACUUUUAAAUUUUAAUUUUGUUAAUUUUCCAUUUUGGAAUAUUAAUAUAAGUAAGGUUGCCAGAUAAAAUAUGGGGCACUGCAUUCAAUCUGCAUUUUAAGUAAAGUAGGACUAACUUUUUAGCAUAAGUAUGUCCCAUGCAAUAUUUGAGAUAUAGUAAACAGUUAUUUGUUUAUCUGAAAUUCUAAGUUAACUGGGUCUUCUGUAGUUUCAGUUGCUAAAUCUGACAACCUUAAAUAUAUGACUCAGGGUAACUGGAAAAUAUCAAGAAAUACUACUCAUGUCUGACAUCUCCCUGCACAAUGUUAUGUUGGAUACCGUCCUUUUAUAAAAAUGUUAAAUAGUAAAUCUAAGAUUAUUUGCCAAAAAGGAAGUCAUUUUCCAAAGGUAAUUUAGAAAAUUUGCCCUACAGUCAUAUUUACUGGUCUUAAAGUGUAGCUUAAAUAAACUGGAGUUAGUAAUUGCUGACAUAAUGUUCACAAGUGCCAUAUUUGAUCUAACAACUCAAUUACAGAGGUGAAACCUGGAGGGGAGAGAGAAUCCUUUUUAUGGGUUGGCUUCACCCACUAUGGAGCAUAGUUCUACUCUGACACACCUAGGGCUACCAUGAGUCAAAAUUGACUCAACAGCCCCUGGUUUUUGGUUUUCUAGGGAUUACGUAAAACUUAAACGAGGUGAUUAUACAGUAUCAAAACUCUGUCGUUCAUAACUGGUAAAGUUCCUUUUAGAGCUGAGGGCCAGUUACAACAAAUGAACAGGCCGAUUGUAACAGUUAGAUUACUUUUGGAAAAUAGAAGAAAAAAAAAGAGCAACCAAAAUUUCAUCUAAAAUGCAUAAUCCACAAGAGUGUGCUGAAAGUGAGCAUGCCGGAGACAGUACUUACUCCUCAAUGCUUCUCUCCAGUGUCUGAUGACAUCCAUAUCCAUCUUUUGGGAGGAAAGCAGUUGACCCAGAUGGCCAACAUCUGUACGUACAUCUCUGUGGCCCCCAAAUGACCCACUGCAGAAUCUUGCUAUCUUCAGCUUCCUUUAGAUGUUGCUGCCUCUGGAGGAAGAAGCAGACGUGUCAGCUAGGGUCAACCCACCCUACGGCCCCUCUGGUCGCACAGGCUUCCCUGGGCUCCACCUCCCUUCCCAGCCACCACUGCGGCAGUCAGUUUCCAGUGAGCUGACAUCAGCAGUAUCUUGCCCUGCCUGGGGUGCGUGCAGCACUGCUGUUUGCUUUUUCCCAAUGUCCCCACCUCACACAGGUGAAACCUGCAAGUGAAGAUGACUUAACGCCCCGCGGGCAGCCCUCCACCUUUGGAGAAUGGAAGCCAACGGAUAAAUGUUCCCGCCUCUCAUCAUUUAGGAGAACAAUUCUGGGGGGUGCUCUGAAUGCACCUGGGGAGGUUUCACCAGAAUUAAGCCUCUUUGCCCAUAGUCGUGAGUGACGUCGUUCAUUUGCCUUUUAGUAAUGCCCCGCCUCCCCCUCCCUGCUCUCUCACUCCUUCUUUCUGAGAUCACGUCCCAGAUAAAGUGCCUGCACCAAGUCCUUGUCUCCAUCUCUGCUUUUGGAGAUAUCUAAGUUUGGAACCCGAAGAAAAAAAAGUGGAUCUAGAGUACAGACUACCCCAACAUGAUUAUAGGACCGGACUUCAAGUUUGUGUCUGUUUUCACAAAACUUGUCAGUCUCAUCCAGGCCUACUUUAGGGUCUUGAGAAAGGUCUGUGAACUUGGAGGGAAAAAUUAUAUCAGUAGGCCAUCUUUUUUUUUUUUUUUGUCUUUUAAUUUUAUCAAAGCAACCUCUAUGUGUUCGCUUCUGCUGUAUAUACCCUGGAGAACGCAUAUAAGGCAAGGCUGCAGCUAGCCUGAAGGAGCUUAAAGUCUAAAUAAGAAGACUCAGACAUAUGUCAGCAGAGAACAGUUUAGGUUUGUUUGAGACAAACUAUAUGACACAGACCAUAAACUCAAAAGUCUGGGGAGGAGAUAUGUUUCCUCAGUGGAGUUGAGUUCCUUGUCACUGGGGGUAAUCAAGCAGUGGCCAAAUUAAAAUAGGUAUGGUUGAAUUAGAUGACUUAUGGAAUCUGUUUACCCCUAAAUUCUCUGAUUCUGAGAGAUCAGUGUGUCCUGGAGUACAUGAGACCUAAAGGUAUGACAGGUGGAGGGAAGAAGGGACGAUUAUAGGAGAAUUGAACAAGGCCUCAUCCAUGAUCUUGGAAGAGACCAGAGAAUUUGUCCAGGAGAGUGGGAGAAAAUGAACAGAGUGUGGUGUGGUCAGGUGUGCCAAGGAAUGGGAAUCCCUCUAUGUCUCUGCAGAGGGCCCGUAAUACAAAAAUGGUCAAGAGAGAUGUAUCAACAGUGUUGUGUGGUGUGGGAGACAGGGCCAAGGAGGAGACCAGUGCUUUGAAGUCUAAUAAGUUAUGAGGUAAGAAAGGAUUGUGCCAAGCUUCUUCCUACUGCAGGACCUUUGCGCUUGCUAUUCCCUCUGACUGGAAUGGCCUUACUCCACAUCUUCCCAUGCAGCCUUGCUGCUUGUCAUUGUUUAGGACUCCACUCUGCUAUCACUUCAGAAAGGCCCUUGUUAUCAUCUAGUCUAAAAUGCCCCCUCACACCAGUCACUCUAUCCUGUUUUCCUGUUUUAUUAACAUUAAUCACCAUCCGAAAUUAGGAUCUUCUGUUUACCCCAAUGGUUAGAAUGUUGCCUGGCACCUACUAGGUGCUCGGUGAAUAUUUGCUGAAUGAAUGAACAACUUGAAGUAGGUUGGCACUGGGUGGACUAGCUGAGGUUUAGGGGGUUGGGAGGUCACCUGAAGUUGCCUCAGCACCGUCCUAUAAUGAUUUAAAAUGAAGUCAGAAUCUAUCUAUUGACUCAGGCCAAUUCAGACAUGUACUGAGUGCCUGUUUUGUGCCAUGCGUGGUGCCGAUUAGAUCUCAGGAAACAGAAAUGAAUUAAGACCUUGAGGAGAUCAUAGUCUAAUGUGUGAUUCUUAACCUGGGUUUGUGGAUACAAAUCCAGGAAGUUAUGAACUUGGAUGGUGUCUUAGUCUCCUAGUGCCGCCGUAACACAAAAAUACCACAAGUGAGUGGCUUUACCUAACAGAAAUUUAUUUUCUCACAGUUCUGGAGGCUAAAAGUCUAAAUCAGGGUUUCAGCCAUGUUAAUUUCUGUAGGCCUAUCCUAGUUUCUGGUGUCUGCCAGCAAUCCUUGGUAUUCCUUUACUUAUAGAUGGGUACUCACUUGGCAUCUGUCUUCCCCAUGUGUGUGUCCCUGUGUCUAUUCUGCUCUUGCUGUAAGACACCUCUCAGAAGUGAUUAGGUUUAAGGCCCACACUACUCUGGUAUUGCUAAUUAACAUAACAAAAGAAAACCCUGUUCCCAAACAUAUUUACAGGUACGUGGGUUAAGAUGUCCAUAUAACUUUUUGAGAGACACUAUGUAAUCUAUAACAGGUAAGAGAUGCUACAUCUUUCUUUACUACCCUCUAACUGAAAUUGGGUCACUAUGAGUCAAAAUCGACUCGACAGCAGCGGGUUUGGUUUUUUUUUUUUUGGCUUUCUGACUGCAAUUUGCAGAUGGUGCAAAUGGUUACGCACGCAGCUGCUCACCGAAAGUUUGGUAGUUUGAGUCCACCCAGAGGCACCUUGGAAGAAAGGCCUGGUAGUCCACUUCUGAAAAAUCAGCCACUGAAAACCCUAUGGAACACAGUUCUACUCUGACACUCAUGGGGUUGCCACGAGUCGGAAUUGACUUAUGGCAACUUUUUUUUUUGGCUGAAAUUUUGCGUUUUCUUCCAUUAGGAGCAUAGGCAAUAAAGCAGAGUAGUACUGGCACUUCCUAUGACUUUGUCACCAAUAGAAACCACAGAUGUUUUCAUAUCACAUUAUACGUGUUCCAGAUAUCUUGAAAUGGCGUUUAUGAUCAUCGCUGCUUCAAAAUUAUAAUAAUUUUUAAAUCUCCUGGAUCUUUUUAUUUAAUACAUUAAUAAGCACAUAGAUUAUUAUGUCGUAAAUUCCUUUUUAGUAUUUUGAAUAGCUGUAUUUUGAUGCAUAUAUAUGAAGGUAAAUACAUGAACCCUUUGUAUUUAUUUAAGGAGCCCUGAUGGCGUAAUGGUUAAGCACUCAGCUGCUAAUCAGAAGAUUGGCGGUUCAAACCCAUUAGCUGCUCCACCGGAGAAAAGACCUGGCCAUCUGCUCCUGUAAAGAUUACAGACUAGGGUUUCCUAUGAGUCAGAAUCAACUUGACAGCACACAGCAACAACAACAACAUGCAAAGCGAAGGCUGGAGCUGGGAGAAAGCGGUCAUCAGUACCUCUCAGAUGGUUUAAAAACCCCCAAGGGCAAAGGAAGAGCUGCACUCCGAAGUCCAGACAGUCCAAAAACUCCAAAAUCUCCCUCAGAAAAAACACGGUAUGAUACGUCACUUGGUCUGCUCACCAAGAAGUUCAUUCAGCUACUGAGCCAAUCACCCGAUGGGGUCUUGGAUUUGAACAAGGCAGCUGAGGUGCUUAAAGUGCAAAAGAGAAGGAUUUAUGACAUCACCAACGUCCUGGAAGGCAUCCACCUCAUUAAGAAGAAAUCUAAAAACAACGUUCAGUGGAUGGGCUGCAGUCUGUCUGAGGACGGUGGCAUGCUGGCCCAGUGCCAAGGCCUGUCAAAGGAAGUGACCGAGCUCAGUCAGGAAGAGAAGAAACUAGAUGAACUCAUCCAAAGCUGCACCCUGGACCUCAAACUGUUAACCGAGGAUUCAGAGAAUCAAAGGUUAGCUUAUGUAACAUAUCAAGAUAUUCGAAAAAUUAGUGGCCUUAAAGACCAAACUGUUAUAGUUGUGAAAGCCCCUCCAGAAACAAGACUUGAAGUGCCUGACCCACUAGAGAGCCUACAAAUUCAUUUGGCAAGUACCCAAGGACCCAUUGAGGUUUACUUAUGUCCAGAAGAGACUGAAACACACAGUCCAAUGAAAACAAACAACCAAGACCACAAUGGGAAUAUCCCUAAACCCACUUCCAAAGACUUGGCUUCAACCAACUCAGGACAUAGCGAUUGCUCCGUUUCUAUGGCAAAUCUUUCUCCUUUGGCCUCUCCCGCCAACCUUUUACAGCAGACUGAGGACCAAAUUCCUUCCAACCUAGAAGGACCAUUUGUGAACUUACUGCCUCCUCUGCUCCAAGAAGACUAUCUACUAAGCCUGGGGGAGGAAGAAGGCAUCAGUGAUCUCUUUGAUGCUUACGAUUUGGAAAAGCUUCCACUGGUGGAAGACUUCAUGUGUAGUUGAUUACGCUUCGCGUGAACCCUCCUUAUAAACCAAUAUGUUUUUAUUAUGGAACCAGAACCUCUGUCAUGCAGUGUUGUCCCUUCCUACCUUCUUCCUCCAAGAUAUUAUCAUGAAGUAAACUACAAACUUCAAAACAAAGCUGACAUUUUAAUGAAUUAAAAAAAAAAUUGUCUAAACGCACAGUUGCAGGCUCUCUUGGGAACGCCCUGCCUUGCCCCAGGCUCCAAUCUCAUGGAUGAGUCAGCAAGUGAGAAAAUGUGCAAUCAGGUGUCUCCCUCCCCGAUUGGCUUGCGGUGCCUGACGGAUGGGCUGUAGGAUGAGGUCUGGCCACCUGGCCCACUUGAAAACAGCAAUCUUCCUUAAUAGCAUUUCAAGCCGUGCCUUCUCCGCAGAAUGCAUGUCUUUGGGGUCUGCUAAUAUGGAAUGAAACUGCAGGAAAUGUAAGCUUGAAGUCAUGCAAAAGUAUGAAAUGAAUUUCUUCAGCUCUUCUUAGGAAUAUUUAAAUUACUGUCAUGAUUCAGUUUAAGCUAUGUACUGUCUGUCACACGAGGAGGUCAGGAGCGCCUCCACAGCCUUCCAUAUGAAGAACCUGUUUUCAAAUCUUUGUCGCAAAUACAGAAGAAUUAUAGAGUUCUGCCACUCUUAGCUGUUGUGGCUUUUCCUGUCUCCAUAAACCACUCCCGCCCCCCGCCCCCAAUGUCCUUGUAAGUUUAAAGUUUAUUUGUAGCCAUUGCCUACUUAGGAGUUCUUUGUGGAUUGUUUUAAACUUUUUUUUAUUUUUUAGCUGCCAUUUAAGCAUUCCUGUGGCACCCAUCACCAUUUCAAUUUAAUUGUUUACUAGGAAGCGGUUCUGGCUAAUUCAAAUUGGUUAAGCAGAGGGAAAGAACCUCUACUGAUCAGAGUAUCUAAACCUGUGUGAUCUAAGUUUUAACAGCCUCUGCAAGAAGUGGGGUCCCAUCAAGCUUCCCUUCAUUGAAGGGGGAGCUUGGUGUGAGCCAGUCCUGGAGGUCAUCGCCGUGGUGGCUCCUUUGAAAGGAGAACCAGGUUAGCAGUCCCAAGGAGCAGCAGGGAUGGGUCCCUCCAUCCUUGGACUCCCCAGGCACCUGUGACUGGGAAAAGGGCUCUCUUACAUCGCACUCAGGGAGAUCAGAUGGAGAGGCCUCUCGGAAGAAAGAUCUGCCCAUUCCGUGAGGAUAUAGUGGCAUUUACUUAAAGCUGAUAAGAAGAGGGAGCCGCCACUGUGUCUGGUGCUGUUACAGUCCUGGCCACAACCCAGUCCCCUUCGACUGUGAAGGAGUAAGUUGGGCCAAGGGAAGUUAGACCCUAGAAAAUGAAGGGAUAAGAUGCCAGGGCAUCUCCCGGUUUACUCUUUGGGAACGUUGUCCCAGGUUGCAAAUUCUCUUGGGUAUGUCCAAGAAUAGCUUCCUCACUGGCAGUUGGAGACAGCCAUCUCCCACCAGGCAUGUGGCAUAGCACCUCCAUCCAGAUCCACUCGCUGGAUGCUAAAGACUGCGGGAAUGAGGGGGGAAUUGUCAUUUAAAAAAAAAAAAGAGCAGUUAAAACGCUAUGUGCCUGACACAGCGGUAGGCACAUAGUAGGCACUCAAUUAAUAUGCGUUUCAUUGAAUAGAAAAUAAUCCCUUAGGAAAAAAAAUAGAGAAAGCCCCAGCCAGUUUACUCUAGAUGGGUUUUCACAAUAUGCAAAGUGGUGGUGGGGUCAGCAGAAGUGACACCAGCACUUUAAACCAUUUGUGUAGGUAUGCGUGGGUGUAUGUUUGGGGAGAAAAACAAAGGUGCAGAUUAUCUUCCUUUUUCUUCUUCAGCCUCCAUCCUCACCCUCCUCCCCUGACACACACCACCGGACUUGGUCCGAGAUGAAGCAUUGGGGUGGGGAGGGAGGGGAAGCUUUGUGUUAAGUGCCUACUGGAAAUGCACUGUGGGGUUUUUUCCUGUAUGGGAAACCAUUUAUGCCAAGCUUUUUCCCAUUCCCCAUAUUUAUCUCAUCUGGUUAGCUGCCUCUGCUUCCAGCCUUGUGUAAUUCUCUCUGCCAGCUGCACAAAGCUGACUUUUUUCCAAAGUCUGAAGAGUGAGCUCACCUGGCUAGGUAGUUGUGUGUUUUAAUUUCUUGUCAAACCUUUUGGUAAUGUAAUGCUGUAUUUAUUGUUUCUGCAAAACGAAAGGAAUACUAAUAAGUCGGAAACGUUCUUUCACGUGUCGGGUUUUUCCAGUGAAGGGGCUUAACUGAGGUACAUCAAUUAAAUGCCCCAUACUGUAUUCUGUUGGCAUUUGUCAUUUUAUUUUUGACAUAGUAUCUGGCACACAAAGUGGGUUAGUACUACAGUAUUUGUGUUACUUUAAGUACUAAGUAUGCAGGUUUCCUGGUACCAUUGCGUUGCUGCUAUUAAAGCUCACACAUGAAAUGGCUGAAAGUUACAAAUACGCGAAUUAUGACUGCGUGAGCCUUAGAAACUAAAGUGUAUAAAGGGCAAGACAUGAGCUGUCAAACAGUGUUAGGUGUGUGUUUAUAUGUACAGAUUUGUGCAUAGCGGUGGUUUUAUUUAAGUUGUUAUGUAGUCGUCUCAUAUUUUCAUUAUCUAGCAAUUUUGUACAAAAAAAAAAAUAGCAAUUAAUUUGUAAACACUGCCAGAAUAUUUUCUAGCUGGUUUGUAAUUUUUUAAGAGUGUAUUUUUGUUUGUGUCUUUUGUUGUGGUUCUUGUUUUUGUUGUCGUCGUCGUUUUAAGUGUAGAUCUGUAAAUAAAAUUGCAGUAUUUAAAGCUUUAGCUUUCAGGAAAAUGAAAGUAAGAACUCAGUGUGUGCAUGACAACUUGUGGGUUUAAGAGGAGGACUUUGAAGGAAGAUGCCUUGAAGAGGAAGACAGGUGGCAAGUGUCAAGUUGUGGUAAUUUCUUUUCCUAUGGGGUACGUGAUUUUGUAAAAAGGAAGUACUUCUCCUGAAUUGGGAGUAGGCAAAUUACUAAUCGGUUUAGCUUUGUGUUGUAUGCUAGUUGAAAAAAGAAAAUCUGUAAUAUAAUGUAAAAAAAAAAAAAAAAAGGCGCUUUAUGAUGGAUUUUGUAAAUAGAUUUGAUACAGGAUAACCUGUUCUCUAGCUGUGAUCUUACCACUUCAAAUGGGUGUAAUUUGAAUAAAUUUUGUAUGGUAAAGAAUCAAUAAAAUGAUUUUUUUUUUAAGA
Loxodonta africana (African savanna elephant) is the source of this 16677-nucleotide messenger RNA. It is a transcript of the gene E2F3, whose product is annotated as E2F transcription factor 3. Gene Ontology annotation, cellular component: RNA polymerase II transcription regulator complex. Lineage: Eukaryota; Metazoa; Chordata; Mammalia; Proboscidea; Elephantidae. The coding region runs from base 12440 to 13489 and encodes 349 amino acids. Gene Ontology annotation, biological process: regulation of transcription by RNA polymerase II. The record is from RefSeq and is a predicted model, not a curated record. The transcript has 7 exons. Gene Ontology annotation, molecular function: RNA polymerase II cis-regulatory region sequence-specific DNA binding; protein dimerization activity; DNA-binding transcription factor activity, RNA polymerase II-specific.